Molecule: messenger RNA, 1905 nt
Organism: Ustilago hordei
Lineage: Eukaryota; Fungi; Basidiomycota; Ustilaginomycetes; Ustilaginales; Ustilaginaceae
Exons: 1
Coding region: 1-1905 (634 amino acids)
Molecular function (GO): protein binding
Source: RefSeq, a predicted model, not a curated record
AUGGCGGGACAGAAACGAGCUCGAUCUAACGACGGUCCGAGCGGCUCGAAGCCUGCCGGAAACGGCGGCGGGCCUUCGGCUACCGUCUAUCGCAAAUCAGCAAAGAAGCAACGAUCCGAUCAGCAGCAAGAAUCAGCAAAACCCGUCAAGAAGCCAGUACCGCAACGCACACGACCCAAAGACGAGCCCAAACCCAAGACAAAGCACGAGUUCAUCCAGGCAAAGAAGGCUGCUGCUAUCAAAGAGAAGGAGGCCGCUGUCGCAGCUCGAUGUGCCGAAGAAGCUGCUGAAAAGCAAAUGCGCAAGAGGCAGGCUGAGCAACAGAAGGGCAAAGGUGCUUCUUCUAAAGGUGCGGCCCAACCAUCGACUAUCUUGGUCAAGCCACCGCAGCCGACUUGUACUUUCAAGAUCGUCGCCGGGUCGUACGAGCGACUUUUAUACGGACUCGAGGCGACAGUGCAGGCAAGCACGGAGAGCGGCAGCGAUGCUGCGGAGGCCUCUUCUUCCAGAUCCGCUUCGUCCUCUUUCAAUGUUUCACUCAGACCCAUCUUCACCUUUCCAGCACACAUCUCAUCUAUUCGCACUGUCGCUACAGCAGGUGCAGACUCAAAGUGGCUCGCUACGGGUGGCACUGAUGAGAUCGUCAAGCUGUGGGAUUUGCGAAAGCAGCGAGAAGUCGGUCAGCUCACAGGGCACCAAGGCACCAUUACUUCUCUCGUCUUUGCAUCUCGUACCUACCUUUUGACCACCAGCGCUGACUCGAAUAUCAACCUCUAUCGCACACGAGAUUGGGCACUUGUCAGGACGCUCAAGGGUCACAUCGGACGCAUCAAUAGCGCAUCACCGCAUCCCACGGGUCGAUUGGCAUUGAGUGUGGGAAGCGACCGCACAAUCCGCAUGUGGGAUUUGAUGCGAGGACAAGCAGCUGCUUCGACUCGAAUCGGUAUCGAGGCGGAUCUGGUUCGAUGGGACACAACUGGCUCGCGCUUUGUCGUGCUUGCCUACAGACAAGCGAUGAUGUUUAGGACCGACAUGACCAAGAUUGCCGAGCUCGAAGAGAAGCGACGCAUUGGCGAUGUCUGCUUCUUCCGCGCCAAAGAUGCAUCAGGCCAGGAGCGCGAGCUUUUCUUUGCUGGUUUGGAAGAAGGCACUGUCAAGGUCUUUGAUCUUGAUGCAAAGGUUGCACAGAAGGCAAAUGGCACAACAGCAGGUAAGGUGAAGGAGGGCAAGCACGCCGAAGCAGAGGAGUCGGAUGCGGAAAGUGAAGAUGAUCAAGAGGCAGAUGAGAGGGAGGAAUUGACACCGCUUGUUGAAGUGGGCAGGCUGGUGGGACACAAGAACCGAGUACGAUCGGUCGCUGUAUUGCCAGUCUCGAUACCAUCUCCUUCCAGCAAGGGCAAGCAAAAGGCCCAGGAUGCGGCCAAAUCGUACCUCGCCGUCACCAUCUCAUCGGAUGGAUUUAUCCGCACCUUCGAUCUCAGCCCCAUGAUCAAUCAGCUUUCUUCGGACGAGCACACGCUGGCAGAGUACACCGAAAAGAUGGUGUCGGUGGAGAGCAAUGCUCAAUUUGACACCAAGGGCACUCGACUCACGUGCUUGGCUGCAGUGGGCGUGGCAGGCAAUGCGGAUGAAGAAGACGAGGCUGAUGUCCUAGGCAGUGAUGAUGAAGAGGAUGCCGCUGGUCUGCGGGACGAGCAAGAGAGUGAAGACGACGAGGUGGACAUGGAGGCUGAAGAUGAAGAACUCAAAGCACUGGAACGGGCACUCAAAGAUGCUCAGGAGAAGGGACUAGAUCUGGAAGACCUCGAAGGCCUGCUGAAUGGCGACGAGAUCGAUGUGGCGGAGGAAGAGGACAAGGAUGACGAGGAGUUUGGCAGCGACGACGAUUAUGACCUCGAAGCUUAA